UCAUGCAGGCAAGAUGGCGGAAGGGGAGGACGUGGGCUGGUGGCGGAGCUGGCUGCAGCAGAGCUACCAGGCAGUCAAGGAGAAGUCCUCCGAAGCCUUGGAGUUCAUGAAGCGAGACCUGACGGAGUUCACCCAGGUGGUGCAGCAUGACGCGGCCUGCACCAUUGUGGCCACGGCCAGCGUAGUAAAGGAGAAGCUAGCCACUGAAGGCUCCUCGGGGGCAACAGAGAAAAUGAAGAAGGGGUUGUCUGACUUCCUAGGAGUGAUCUCCGACACCUUUGCUCCCUCACCGGACAAAACCAUAGACUGCGAUGUCAUCACCCUGAUGGGCACACCCUCUGGCACAGCUGAGCCCUAUGAUGGCACCAAGGCCCGCCUCUACAGUCUGCAGUCGGAGCCGGCAACCUACUGCAAUGAACCAGAUGGGCCCCCGGAAUUGUUUGAUGCCUGGCUUUCCCAGUUCUGCCUAGAGGAGAAGAAGGGGGAGAUCUCAGAGCUCCUUGCAGGCAGCCCCUCCAUCCGGGCCCUCUACACCAAGAUGGUCCCAGCAGCUGUUUCCCAUUCAGAAUUCUGGCAUCGGUAUUUCUAUAAAGUCCAUCAACUAGAGCAGGAGCAGGCCCGGAGGGAUGCCCUGAAGCAACGGGCAGAACAGAGCAUCUCUGAAGAGCCUGGCUGGGAGGAGGAAGAAGAGGAACUUGUGAGCAUUUCACCCACAUCUCCAAAAGAGGCAAACGUUCCUGUGGCCCAAACUUCCCCAUCCCCUGAAGGAGGACCUGGCCCCCUGAGCCCCUGUGAAGACAAUCCGGUGGCUCCCGCUGAGCCUCCUACAGAGGUGACUCCGUCAGAGAGCAGCGAGAGCGUUUCCGUCGUAACGCAGAUGGCUAAGGUUGCCGCUGCCGCCGAGGCACCGCUGCCGCCCAAGGACCUGUCCCAGAAGCUUCUCGAGGCAUCUUUGGAGGAACAGGGCCUGACUGUAGAUGUGGGUGAGACUGGACCCCCGCCCCCGGCUCCGUUCAAGCCCCAGCCCCCUGCUGGCCGCCCUAGCGGCCCCGAGCCCAGGCCUCCUGCCAGAGUAGAGACUCUGAGGGAGGAGGUACUCACAGACUUACGGGUGUUUGAGCUGAACUCGGACAGUGGGAAGUCUACACCCUCUAACAAUGGAAAGAAAGGCUCAAGCACAGACAUCAGCGAGGACUGGGAAAAGGACUUCGACUUGGACAUGACCGAAGAGGAAGUGCAGAUGGCACUCUCCAAAGUGGAUGCCUCUGGGGAGCUGGAAGAUGUAGAGUGGGAGGACUGGGAAUGAGGGGAGCCAGAGCGUGCAGCUCCCCCUGCCCACAGAACCUCCCACCCCCUCGCUCGUCUCAGCCCAGCCCUGGAAGACACUGACUGAGAAUGUCCCCCCAAUGGCCUCUGUCAACCAGAGCUCGGGUACAGAUUCUGGGUGGCUCCUUGCUGGUCCUUUGGGCCUCUGCUCACAUCUGGGAAGGGGCUCACUAAAUCCAAACCAGGAACUCUGACUUGUGCCAACCAUAGGAUGACUCAAGGGGGAGGAGACCUACCCCUCCUCACCAGAAGAGCCUCCAUUUCUCUGCUGAACACCCACUGUUCUUAGGGACUCUUGCUGGGAAGGCCCAAGGGAUAAUUCUAGCCCUUCUACCUGUGUAGACAGAAACUAAGCACCAGUCUCUUGGAGGAAGCUGAGACAACACUGUCCACCCAUAAGCAGGCAAGGAAGGCCAUCCCACCUGUCCUUGGCUAGACAGGAUGGCAAGCACAUUCUGGUUUCUAGCCUAGUGAGUAAGAGGCAUUCGUCUCUGGGAAACUUGCCUCUCUUGGGGAUCUUCCCCUCCCAGGCAUUUUCCAUUCCCAGAAAGGUUCCUUGUGGUUCCGAAUCUAGAGACCAAACCCUGAGUUCCCACCUCCUUCCUUCUGUCCAGCCCAGGCUGGUAUGUCCCCAACACCUCUCCCAGGGCUUCUUCAUGUCGGAUGCACCCAAGUCCUUAGCCCAGCCGUGCCACCUGCAAGAGUCUGCUCUUGCAUUUCUUCCCCUCCUCAAGAAGGGAGGGGGUCACUUCAGGCCCUUCUGUGCAUUGCCUGGCGGGAUACCUUGUCCAACCAGCUACCCACCUCGACCCCCCUGUAGCUUAGGACACAAGCCAGCUACCAGCGGUACAGAGCAGCGAUCAAAGCCGAGUACUUACAACUCCAGUAAGCCCAACUUCUCCACCUCAGCCCUUCUGCUGCUUGAAGGGCUAUGCUGGGGGUGAACUUCUUGAGACUCUCAUCAGGCUUCUGCAAAAGCUCUUCUUCCUGAAGACUGACCCAGUCUUUGUGGCUCUCACCCUUCACUCUGGUAAAGCUGUUUCUCUCUUGGGGGAAUGAGGGGCUGCAGGAAUUCCUGGAGACCCUGGUGCUUCAUGAUGCUGCUCUGGUGAUUCUGGUACAUAAUCUGGUGUAUUCACCAGUGAAGUAAAGGGAUUGUGGUCAGGUCUGCCAAGAGAGUGGUGGUCCCUUCCACUUCAAACCUUCAUUGGAGGGGGGUGGGAUGGAAAGAAUGUUGAAUCUUUUUUUUUGACGGGAUGGGGUUUUUCUCUUUGUAAUUACUUCUUUAGUUUAAUUAACCUUUUGGUUGUUUGUGCAAUAUUAUAUAUUUUAAAUUAUAAUGCAUCUCCCCAGAGUAUUUUGUAGCCAGGAAAAGAAAAAAAGGGAAAAAAAAAAAAAAAAAAGAUUCUAACAGCUGUUAGUUUUGUAAUUAAAAAAAAAGAAAAAAGAACUUUGUCCUGAACCUUUUCCAGACUUGCCGUUAACAGCAUUAAAGAGAUUCAACAGAAGCUGGAAGUCUGGGGGUCUGUUCUUGUCCCCAACAGCAGCUGCCCUGGAGGCAAGGCAGGACGGACACAGUGUGCAGGCUGGCUUCCUGCGUGGAGCCUGGGGAAGGGGCAGGGGGGCAGGGAGGGGUGGUCUGGGGCUCAAGGAAGUCCCCUGUCCUCACCUCAGACUCAGCUUAGACUCUGGGGUGAGGCAGGGACAGGGCCCCCAGCAGGCCUCUCACCAAGACAAGGAGUCGAGAGGCCGUCUCUGCAUUCCCAGCGCUUCUGCUUUUAUUUGGAAAGGAAGUUGCAACAGUGGUGGUUCCAGUGGCUCUUGGUCACUUCUCCCCUCUCCUCCCCCAGUGUGUGUAUGAUUCUGGGGUCUGUUUUUUAUUUUUAUUUUUUUCAUUAAUUUGAGUUGAACACCUGUGUGAAAAUCACUUGUUAGCUGUAAUAAAAGGGAAGUCUGAAUGAGGCCCUCUGGUUGCAUGAAGAUCUUUAAAGGGAAAGAGAAGUAAGGCUUGGGGAGGGUGUAGGUAAGUUCUAGGAUAGAAGUAAACUUAAAGUGUAAAACAUAUAUCACCAUCUUAGAAGCGGGUUUUGGGGUUUGCUUUCUCCCCCUGCUUUAUUGGGGAGGACUUGCCAUUGCUUUUAUCAAGUGCUUGCUAGCCAUGGGUGCCAACUAACUUCUUCGAU
This is a messenger RNA of Neomonachus schauinslandi (Hawaiian monk seal), 3509 nucleotides long. It is a transcript of the gene BSDC1, whose product is annotated as BSD domain containing 1. The record is from RefSeq and is a predicted model, not a curated record. The transcript has 11 exons. Lineage: Eukaryota; Metazoa; Chordata; Mammalia; Carnivora; Phocidae. Bases 14 to 1306 code for a protein of 430 amino acids. Gene Ontology annotation, cellular component: cytoplasm.